Messenger RNA from Alnus glutinosa, 1649 nucleotides. Its product is annotated as monooxygenase 1-like. NCBI's taxonomy places the organism in Eukaryota, Viridiplantae, Streptophyta, Magnoliopsida, Fagales, Betulaceae. The coding region runs from base 99 to 1412 and encodes 437 amino acids. The record is from RefSeq and is a predicted model, not a curated record. Gene Ontology annotation, molecular function: FAD binding. The transcript is spliced from 6 exons.
CGGAAGGAGGAGAAAGGGAACAUGAAAUUUGCCGCGGAAGGCCCGUGGAAGGCAAGAGAGCAGCCCUCUUCAACGUCUCUAUAGACUUAUAUAUAUAUAUGAGUAUAUCCGUGCAUGCCGGUGUGAAAGAAAAGAGGUGUCGAGUGCUUUUACUGAUAGAGAAAACAGAGCAAGUAGAAAGAAAGAUCGAGAUCGAAAUGGAAGGAGUUGAAGAGAUGGAGAUUGUAAUCGUCGGAGGUGGCAUCUGUGGGCUUGCCACCGCACUUGCUCUUCACAGGAAGGGUAUUGCAAGUGUAGUCUUGGAAAGAUCAGAGUCUCUGAGAGCAACUGGAGGCGGUAUUGGUAUUCAGGCUAAUGGUUGGCGUGCCCUUGAGCAGCUGGGUAUUGCUUCAGAGCUCAGACAAACUGCCCUCACUUUUCAACUGGUACGGACCAUAUGGCUUGACAGUGGAAAGCAGAAAGAAUCACCUGUCUCGGAAGGAGAAGCUCGGUGUGUAGAACGAAGUAAAUUAAUUGAAUUGCUGGUGGCUCAUCUGCCGGUUGGCACAAUUCGGUUUGGAUGCCACAUAAUCUCAAUCAAAUUGGACGCACACACUUCAACUCCGAUCCUUCAUAUGCAUGACGGAAGCAUAAUUAAGGCUAAGGUUGUGAUUGGAUGUGAUGGAAGCCACUCAGUGAUUGGGGAUUUUCUGGAGUUAAAGCCUCCGAAGCCUUUAUCCACAGUUUGUGCGGUGAGAGGCUUUACAAAUUAUCCAAAUGGGCAUGGAUUUGCCCCCGAAGGCAGACGCCAAAUAAAGGGUCAAGUCCUGGUUGGAACAGCUCCUGUUACUGAAACGUUGGUUUUCUGGAGCGUCGUUCUGCAAGUUUACCCUCAAGAUUCAAAUGUUUGGAAAGAUCCAAAGCUUAUUAGACAGUUUGCUCUAGAGUCAGCCAAAGGCUUCCCUACAGAGAUGAUAGAGAUGAUUAACAGCAGUGACGAGAAUUCAUUGUCUCUCACACACAUCAGAUAUCGUGAGCCAUGGGACGUACUAUUGGGAAGGUUUCGGAAAGGAAGCGUGACUGUAGCAGGGGAUGCAAUGCAUAUAAUGGGCCCGUUCCUUGGUCAGGGUGGCUCGGCAGCUCUUGAAGAUGCUGUUGUGCUUGCCAGAUGCUUGGCUUCGAAGUUGCGUGAGGUGAACUUGGAAAGAAAUGGAAGGGAGACGAUGGUCGUGCAAAAAGUUGGAGAGGCACUGGACGCGUAUGUGAAGGAGAGGAGGAUGAGACUCGUGUGGUUGUCUGCACAAACUUAUCUCACGGGGAAAUUAUUGCUUGAUUCUUCGCCGUUGCCGUUGAAGUUUCUUACUCUCGUCGUCAUGGCUACUCUCUUUAGAGACCCAGGUGGUCAUAGUCAAUAUGAUUGUGGCCGCCUUUAAGACCUAUUGAAGGCGUCAGCAGCUAUUGCCACUAUAUUCUUUUAUUUAGUGUUGUUUCUUUUUUAAUCCAAUAAGGGGCUUAGCCCAAGUCAGUGAGAUAGUCAGUUAAAUAAGGACCUAGGCCCAAAUUCAGACAAAUUAGGGUUAGAUUUGCCCUAAUGCUAUUUAAGCACCCUUUUGUAUCCCAAUGGAGGUAGAUAAUUGAUGAAUAAUAAUUUUUUUUAUUAUUUUGUUUUC